AUGGAGGGGAUGACACGCUUCGUGGUAGCCUCGGCGGCCGCGGCGCGCUGGCGGCCGGCGCUGCCCGCCCUGCUGCCGCUGCUGCUCGCUGUGCCGGCGCUGCGGGGCUCGCCCGCCGCAGCUGAGAGAUCCCUGGAGCAGCAAAACUUUUCCAUUUUCUCAAUGGACUCAAAGGUGCACCAAAGCAUAUCAAGCAGCAGGACACAAACAGCCUUAUCAAAAAGUACUUUGGACUCUCAAGAAAGUAAUAGUUUUCAGACGGUUUUGUCAUCAGUUACCACUCCCUUUGAUGUGACUUUACUUAACCAAGAAGAAAUGGCCAGGAUUUCAGAAGGGAGAAGCAUGCCAUUGGUAGAUGUCUCCAUAACAAACAAUGAUGCAUUCUUAAGCAACAAUGAAUUUAUUAGCUCAUUUCCGAAGGCACACUGGACUCCUCCUCUGAAGUCUCUUGCAGUUUUAACAGAUCAUCACUCAGUUAAUACAGUAGAGCCACCAAGAGAAACAUUAGAUACUGUGUUGCUAACACCUUCAUUGUCUGUCCUUUUUUCUCCAUACGGUAUCUCAAAAGCAACACAGCAAAAGACUCCAUUGAGUGCUGUUCCUGAACACAGUAACACUCUUACAGGAUUGAAGCCUUUUUUACCAGAUAGUGAAAAGCUAACCGCAGUCAGAGACUUGCCAUUGUACCCUUCAAAUACAGCUAUUUAUUUCACAUCCAUUCCUUCAGAGGUGGGAGUUACAGAACAGGAGAACGUCAACACAGAAUUAACAGCUCUGCCUUUUGGGGCUGCUUCAGAAGCAUCACCUCUUCCUCUCAGUCUGCUGGAUAAAACUGGCCCUGUGACCCCAGGUGCCACAGCACAAGGAGCAGAUCUGUAUAGUGACACGUACAGCCAUGUGAGCAGCAGGGCAGCAGAAACUCUCCAUCUAAGGACCCACCCCACUCCAAGCAUUCCUUGGGCCACUCCGGCUUCAGCAGCCAGUGCUGAGCCUGUUUUGUCUCUUGUUAGUCUUCCACUUGCAUCUUUUCUGCUUCACUCAGCUGCCAUUUCUGCAGACUCUAAUGCAAUUCUUCAUGCCAGCCUGUUUACACGUGAAUUCUCCAGUGCAACACCAAAUUUGCCUGCUGGUUCAGACACACCGAGUCAACCAGAGCUUGUUAGUGAGCUCAUGAGUCCAGUGCCUUUCACCAGAUCAUACAGUUCUUGUCUGUAUUGUGACUCAGUUUCACUUCUGCCAGAAGCAGGCUUUUCCCCUGAACAAGAAGAUGUGGGCUCAGGCGAUUAUGUUGAAACUUUGUCCAUCAAACCGUCUGAAAUGCAAGGCAAAACUCCAUAUACAACUAUAAUUACUGAUGGGUAUGAAUUAGAGGAGUCUACACCUGAAACUUUUGAUACUUCUUUUCCAUCAAGACCAGUUAUUUCCUUUUCUUCAAGAUUUGCAGAAAUGCCCCUUUCACACAUGUUUAUGUUAAGUGCUACGGACACUGUUCUUAGCAACAGAACACCUACAACAAUUUCUGCUUCUUACCAUCAGCUCCCUGAGGGAACAUCACUGAACAUUUCUGCUGCUGAGUUUUCCCUUUUGGAAACAGUUUUGUUGACACCAAGCACUCGUGUGGAACUUCGUGAUGCCACCACAGUUCUGUUAGACUCUACCUUCACUCCAAGUGAGCUGGUAGCAUCGUUGGCAGUCAGUCGUACAACUUUGCUGGAGUUGCCAGAGUUAAUGCCCUCAGAAUCUGUGGUUUUGCUUGAUAAGACAUCAGCAAGGGAAGUACCAUCAUUAAAUAUUUCAGAUUUUCCAUCCAGUCUUUCAUCAACACCAUUUCUUAUUGAACCUAGCUACUUGUCCUUAUCACUGGCCAUGAUAAAUUCUUACUCCUUCGUAAGAAGUGAUUUUUCAACACUUUUACCUCAGACUUUGUUGACUGGGACAUCAGUACUUUCUGAGGAUGUUUCCAGCUGGGACUCAGCUACCAUUCUCAGCUCUGCCACUGAUGCUGAGGUUUCUCAGUCCCUUCUUGGCCAAACAUCAUACUUCUAUUUUAAUGCAUCCUCUAUUCCAGGUGCACAUGUUCCUGAAAUAAUGCCAUCCUCAGAUUUUCCCCCUGAGUCAUCUCUGUUUCUGGAAGCACCCUCAGUAGUGUCAGCAGGCUCUGAAGUUGCAUUUACCUCAACUGUUACAGGAGCUACCUCUCAGCUGGAACCUUCACUCUCUGCCUUUCAUUCCGUGGUUCCUACCCCGGUGCUGCCCACUUCUGACACCCAGUCUGUUACCAGCAGCAUCUUGCUUGGGGAAACAAAUCUAAUCUCUCUGUUUACUACCUUUCCAGCAACUCCUGUCUUAAAUGUAUCUUCAGCUCUGCUCUCAACUGAUCUGGUUUCUGAUGAGGAUAUUGGUGCUACAGUUACCCCUACGCUGCUUUUAACAUCUCGCAGUGAGGGCAGUGCCCACACAGCCCUUCCUCCCGCAGACCCCCACAGCCUGACGCCACGUGCCGACACCAGCAGUGUGAUGAUGCCCUCUCCUACAGCAUCUCUGCCUGUGACCACGUUGUUUGCUUCCACAGAGUUUCCUCUGACUUCCAGCCCUCCCACUGGAUAUGAAGUUCCAGUAGGAAGCAGUGUAGCUGCUGGCACUGAUGCAUCAGCUGCUUCCACUGGCGUCCCUACAACCGCUGCCGCCAGUGCCACAGGCAGCCUGGGGACAUUCUCCUCCACCCCUCUGGUGACCACUACUCCAUCUGAACCCGUGGUCAUAACCUCUGCUGUGACCACUACGAGGCAGCCCUACGUCUGCGACAUCACGGUUCCAGAUGCUUACUUAGUCACUGCAGUGCUGGCCCGAAGAGCUGUUCUACAAAAUGUCAGUGAAUCCAUCAGAGAAGUGCUGAGAGUUCAGUUCAGGCGAUCAGUAGAACUAGAGGUUUAUAAAAUUGCACCCAAGUUUGCUUUCUUGGUGACAUCAGGUCCUUUUGUUUACACGGCAAUAGCUGUCAUAAAUGUGCUUGUGAACAGCAGUCUUCUUCGUGGGGAGACCCCCAUGAUCCUCUCACUGCAUCCUUCUUUCACUGUGCCAGAUAACAGGUUCCAAGUUCAGACAGUGCUUCAGUUUGUGCCUCGGAAUGUGGACAUUGGGUUCUGCAACUUCAGCCGGCGCAUUGAGAAAGGGCUGACAAUGGCAUUCAUGGAGGUGAGCAAACGCCAGGAGUUCUACAACUUCACUGUCCAGAUUCUGAAUAUAACUCUGAGCAGGCCUGGUGCAGCAUUUCGACAAGGCCCUGUGAGCAUUGUUUUUGCCAUCAGAGAUAGGUAUGGUUUUCUAAAUGGGUCUGAAGUCAGUGAGCAGCUAAGAAACUUGUCCGUGGUGGAAUUCAGCUUCUAUCUGGGUUUUCCUGUGCAGCAAAUUGCUGAACCCUUUCAUUAUCCUAAGCUUAAUGUGUCUCAGUUGAUGAAAUCUUCCUGGGUGAGAACAGUUCUCCUGGGUGUCAUCGACCAGCGAAUUCAGGAGGAAGUGUUUCAGGCUGAGAUGGAGAGGAAACUAGCUCACCUCUUACACGAGGCUUUGGCCAGAGGGCGGAUCUGGAGACGAGCCAGUUUUGCAGGCAGCAACAUCGUGCAGAUUGUGAACGUGUCACGGCUAGCUGGUGUUGACAACCCUGUGGAGCUGAUCUAUUUUGUGGAGGACCAAGAUGGAGAGAGACUCAGUGCUCUGAAGUGCUCAGACCUGAUGAACAGAGUUGAUAUCCAGCGGGCUGCCAUCAUCCUUGGAUACCGCAUUGAAGGCGCCGUUGCCCAGCCCGUGGAGAAGAUGAAGGAGCCUGUCUCAGAUUCACAGAAUGGCAACCUAUGGAUUAUUGUUGGUGUGGCAGUCCCAGUUGCUGUGGUGCUCCUGAUUGUUAUUAUUUUAUACUGGAAGCUUUGUCGGACAGACAAACUGGAGUUUCAGCCAGACACAAUGAGCAACAUUCAGCAGCGACAGAAGCUACAGGGCCCCAGUGUGAAAGGCUUUGAUUUUGCUAAGCAGCAUCUGGGCCAGCAUAAUAAAGAUGAUGUCCUCAUUAUCCAUGAGCCAGCACCUUUACCUGGACCUACUAAGGAUACUACACCAUCUGAAAAUGGAGAUGUGCCCAGCCCCAAAUCCAAGGCUUCCUCAAAGCCUUCGAAGGCUGUUCGACACAGAGGGAGAAUUUCACCAUCGGAUGCUGACUCCACAGCAAGUGAACAAUCCAGUGGGAGAGAGACAGGAGAAGAAACUGCCAGACCAUCAACUGCUGCAAAUGAGGGCAAACCACGCAGAGCAGUGAAGAAGGGACCUCCUCAGACCAGCAGUGGAAAUGAGCAGCACUCCUCAGCCUCUAUCUUUGAACAUGUGGAUAGGAUGUCACGUUCCUCAGAUGCCAGCAGACGGGUCCCAAGCAAGAUCCAGCUGAUUGCUAUGCAGCCGAUGGCAGCACCUCCAGUUCAGAACUCAGUACUUUCUGAUCGAGUAGCAGAGACCAACAAAAUCAAUAAAGAGAUACAAACAGCCCUGAGGCAUAAAUCUGAGAUUGAGCAUCACCGCAAUAAGAUUCGUCUUCGUGCCAAGCGCAAAGGGCACUAUGAAUUUCCAGUGGUGGAUGAUGUGGUAGUGGUUGACUCCAAAGAACAGCACAGAAUAUAUCGCAAGGCACAGAUGCAGAUUGACAAGAUCCUGGACCCUGGAGGCAGUGUGCCUACAGUCUUCAUAGAGCCCAGAAAGAGUUCUCGUGCAAAACGUUCUCCCAAGCAGCGGCGGCGACAUCAGAUAAAUGGCAGCCCAAUUGAUGCAGAAAAGGACAGGUUAAUCACAACUGACAGUGAUGGGACAUACAAAAGGCCUCCAGGAGUCAAUAACUCUGCAUAUAUUUCUGAUCCAGACUUGCCUCCUGAACCUCAGACGUCAUCUUCAGCUGAUGUGGGGAAGUUCCCUGGUUUGCCUUCCCACCCAGUCUCCCAGUAUGUCCCACCUCAGCCAUCCAUUGAAGAGGCUCGGCAAACCAUGCACUCACUCCUGGAUGAUGCUUUUGCACUGGUGGCUCCCAGUAGCCAAGCAGCCAAUUCCACAGCCAUCACACCACCCGGGGGCUCCGUGGGACAGCCGAGAUAUGUAGAAUUUGGAAUGACUCCACCAACAGCACCAGGUCUCCUACCAAGGCAGAACUUUGGGCCAGGCUUUCUGCAACCUGCAGAAUUAAUGCACCCAGACCAGCAGCCCCCUGAGGUUCAGUAUUCCUCCAGAGGGAUCUACUCAGAGGAAGUGCCAUCAGUGGCACGGCCACGACCAGUUGGAAGCACUGCAGACACAUAUGCAUGGACACCAAGAAUAUUCCUCCUCACCAGUAUUCCAGAUGCCGAGGACUUCAGCCAGGCAGCCUUCAGCACCCCCUGCUCAGCUUCCACACAACAACCUUCAGGGCCAGGGCCAUUGCUACACCACCAGUUCCACUGAGGACCUCCAGCCAGGUCACUCUUCAGCCUCUCUCAUCAAAGCAAUUAGAGAAGAACUUCUACGACUUUCUCAGAAACAGACAACAGUGCAGAACUUCCAUAGUUGAUUUAGCAUUCCCUUGCAAAUCUGCCAGGUAUCUGCUUCCUAUGGAAGCAAAGACUUAGAGGAAAUCAGCAAUGUCGUUCUCUCAAAAGAAUGAACUUUCACAGCUCUUCUGACAAUACUCUGGAAAAAAAAAAUGAAAAAGGCAGAAAAAUGAGGAUAGUGAGGAGAGACAGGAGACAAAGAGGGAAAAUCAUCAGUGUCAUCACAAGUCAUAUUACUUAACCUGCUGAUAUUAUGGUGCUCCUCUUCUCUCUCUACCCUCAUUUAGUCUAACAAAUAAAUAAAACCUUAGGUCACAAUGUCAAUACUCCAGCAACAAAGAAAUCACAGGAACAAACUCUUAAGUAUUAUAGAGCCCUUUUUGUAAGGAAGUAGGUGAAGGUUUGCAUAAGCUGAGAUGACAUUUUGCAAGAGAUGACAAGUACUCUGAUCUCUCCAGUGCUUAUGGGGAACUGGUCUGUGUUGCUGUUCAGCAAGAUUAUAAACUGCAUCAGCUCAAGGGAGUUAAAGGUGUGAUCCCACACAGGAAUCACUUUGGUUGUAAGGAACAAUGGGACUACUUAGAAAAAUGGUCUUUGAGCUACUUGUAACAAACUGGAACAAUAAUUGUUAUAGCUCUGUGCUUCCAAAUGGAGCUACCCUCUGCACUCUUCCUUGUUUUCCUUCUGGUGCUGAAGCUUCAAGUGUUCCUUCAUCUUCAAUGUUUGCAAAGUGAAACAUUGGCCUUGUAUAAGAACAUAUCUUUAGACUUAUUCAGGCUGGAAGAGCAAAGCAAAGCAUCCAAACAGAAGGGGCUUGGUAUUUAUUUUGUUUAAAAAUUAUUGAAAACUGGGAGAAGAAUACUUAGCCACAGUUGAAUCUGGGGAAAUGUGUAUGUGUAUCUUUAAAAAAUACAUUUACAUACUCUAUGCUCUUGCAAGAACCAGUGAUAAAAUGUUGCCACUCUGUAGUUUGCUUUGUGGACAGAAACAAAUCCAGCCUGACUGGUACAGGGUCACCAGCAUUACAUUAUAAAUUGAUGUCCUAAAUCAUUGCUUAUGUUUGGAUCUGAAUAAUUUUAGUGAAAGUCAGUGACAGUUUAGAGCAUUAACAUAGGCUUAGAUUUGCGGUUUUGAGACAGUUUCUAUAUUUAUACUUGUUUCCACUGUCCCCCUGGACAGAAGGUAAGCAUUAGCUCCAUGGGAAGAAUGGUACAUGCCAUGGAACUCUUUGUCGCUGUUUUUUCCAGAGUUUUAAUUUAAUAUUAGCUACGAAUUUACUAAUAUUUGGCCACUGCAUACCUGUAACUGACAUAAUACAGACAGAAAUUUUACUUAAGUCAUGAUUUGUUGGAGUGUUUUUAUUUUCAGGUCAAACUGAAUUACACCUAAGUGGCACAGAGAUAGAGGGUAAGCUCAGUGUUUGUGAGGAGGCUUGGGAGCCUUGCCCUAGAGAAACAAAAAGCAAAACUAUUUGAUGCUACAGUUUGGGUAUCACCAAUGCUAGCAGAUGGCAGCCACAAAAGGUCUAAGGAAAAGCCAUCUCCCAGUGAGAUCUUUGGGCAGUCGAUCAGGGUAAGGGCUGCAUUUGCAUCACUGGGGUAAAAAUGGCAUGGGUAAAAUACAGGUAUAUGGCACUGGUAUGGUGCGGUGUGUAGUAUGCUGCCAAAUCUGUCCCUGGUUCUGGAGCACAGUUCAAGAACUCUAACAAGACUCAGACUGAAACAAAAAACAGGUAGGAGGACACCACGGAAGAACUCAUUGUUCCUGAAGUAUGUAAAUAAUAUUCAUUGCCAAAGCCAAAACUAGGAAGCAACUGGCUGCUCAUUAAUAUAGAAAAGAAGGUGGUAUGUUUUCCCUCUUUAUUAGGAAGCUUAGUUAUGUUUCUGUUUACCCAUGAUCAUCAAAAGGCUUUGUGAAAUUGUUUUGCAGGACUUACUGCAAUGAAGCAGUCUAAAUUAAUUUACAGUUCCCUGGUCAGUACUUAAAGCCCUCAUGGGCACUGGUUGAGGUUUGAACAAAGUAAGAACACCAGCAUGGUUGUGAAAAGCAGUACCAAAAGGUUAUUAUGUUUUUAAUUUUUUAAACUUUUUGUGUGAUAAUAAAUUCUAGGAUAAAAAUUAAAAAAAAAAAAAGAAUAUUUUCUGCCAAGUUUGUAAAUAUGAGUGUUGCCAAUACUUCUGCAAAAUGUCAAGUUUUGCAAAAUGAAGAGUGUUUCAGGCAAUGUUCAUCUGGUCUUAUUGACAGUGCUGAAGACUGACUGUUCCUAAAUGUUCCUAUUAAACCCAUCUCUUUCAUAGUCCACAACUUUCUCCAGCUUGGUUCUGCAGUGAGGUAAGAGGCAAAUGUGCUUAUAAUAUUAGCACAUUACUGUGACUUCAUUUAAAGAAAAUGCAGGCUUCUAGAAAGUAAGUUUGUUGUCUGGCUGCUGGUUCCAACUAUUUAAGAAGGAAUAUGAAGUAAGAGCUUUGAAAGUUCGAGGUACUAAAACCAUUUCUCAUCCAUUUUUGAUAGUGAAGGUAAUGAUACUGUGAUAUUCCAUCUUUUUAUGUUUGGAAGAAUAACCUUUUCCUUUUCAGUCCUAAAUCUUAUGAAGAACAUGUAAAGGACAAAUAAAUACUG
Messenger RNA from Calypte anna (Anna's hummingbird), 8177 nucleotides. Its product is annotated as KIAA1549 ortholog. Bases 1 to 5472 code for a protein of 1823 amino acids. The transcript has 19 exons. The record is from RefSeq and is a predicted model, not a curated record. NCBI's taxonomy places the organism in Eukaryota, Metazoa, Chordata, Aves, Apodiformes, Trochilidae.